CCCAUGCGGCUGGCGGCGUGCGAUAGCUGCCGUUGAGCGGCUUGUACCCGUUGCAGUUGUAUAUGUAAAAACAUGCUGAAAGCUCUCUCUAGGCCGUUGUAGGCGUGUCGUCCCAGCUGGAAAUGCCCCAGCGUUCUGAGUGCUGCCUCGAUUGUCUUCUAUGCUUAUUGAACUCCUAUUGAGAACCAGACCACCACACUUAAAAGGUCGAUUUGGCGUGCUUACGAUGGCAUCGAAGACAAACAUUGUGCGCGGUAAGCAUGGACCUCUUGUUGGGGCCAUCGAUCAAGGAACAAGCAGCACUAGAUUUCUGGUUUUCGCGAGCAAGACAUCUGAAUUGAUUGCCUUCCAUCAAACGGAAAUACAGCAGGUUUUUCCAAGCGAUGGAUGGGUGGAAGAAGACCCGCAUGAAAUCGUGGCGUCUGUCCAUGAAUGUAUAGAAAAAACUGUCGAUAAACUAAAGGCGCUCGAGAUUGACCAUCGGGAUAUCGUUGCCCUUGGUGUUGCCAACCAAAGGGAGACAACAAUUGUUUGGGACAAGAACACGGGGAAGCCUCUGUACAAUGCCAUCGUGUGGUUGGAUAACAGGACGGUGGGAACUGUUGAAAGCCUGCUGUCGAAAACCCCAGGCCAUGAUAAAAACUACCUCAAGAGGAAAUGUGGGCUUCCUUUGAGCACCUACUUCAGUGCAGUCAAGCUAAAGUGGCUCAUGGACAAUGUUCCUGAAAUAAAAGAGGCAAUGGAUCAAGGGCGUUGCAUGUUUGGCACAGUGGACUCGUGGCUUAUAUAUAACUUCACAGGAGGGACCAACGGGGGUGUUCAUAUCACUGACGUCACAAACGCAAGUCGAACAAUGCUCAUGGACAUUGAAACAUUGAAGUGGGAUAACUUCCUGUGCAAGUUCUUUGGGGUGCCGAUGUCGAUACUUCCGAAGAUUUGUAGCUCUUCAGAAAUUUAUGGAAGAAUGUGUGAAGGUCCACUUCUUGGGGUUCCCAUUUCAGGGUGCCUCGGAGACCAAAGUGCAGCGCUUGUGGGUCAACUCUGUUUUGACAUCGGUGAAGCAAAAUGCACAUAUGGCACUGGAUGCUUCUUAUUGUGCAACACUGGCCUGGAGACUGGCUUGCAGAUUGUACAGUCCUCGCACGGUCUGCUCACGACUGUCGCCUACAAGCUUGGACCAAAACGUCCUGUCCAAUAUGCUGUUGAGGGGUCUGUGGCGAUUGCGGGAGCUGCUGUUCGGUGGCUGAGGGACAACCUGGGUCUCCUUAACAGCAGCGGUGACAUCGAGAAAGUGGCCCGUACAGUAGGCAGCACCCAUGGUGUGUACUUCGUGCCAGCCUUCUCGGGCCUUUACGCGCCCUACUGGGAGCCAGACGCACGGGGCAUCAUAUGCGGCCUCACGCAGUUCACGACUCGAGCACACAUUGCCAGGGCUACCCUGGAAGCUGUCUGCUUUCAGGUGCGGGAUAUUUUGGAUUCAAUGGAUCGUGACUCGGGGACCCGGCUGAAACAACUUUUAGUCGAUGGUGGCAUGGCAGUCAACGACUUGCUUAUGCAGCUACAAGCCGACUUGCUGGGCAUUCCUGUGGUGCGACCCCAAAUGGCAGAAACAACCGCACUGGGGGCAGCGAUUGCAGCUGGGGCAGCCGAUGGCAUUGAUGUGUGGAGCCUGGACAGCCAAAACUUCCCCAAGGUUACGACUGAUGUUUUUGAACCAUCUAUACUUCCUGCAGAACGUGAACAGCGUUUUGCAAAAUGGAAAGAUGCCGUUUCUCGUUCCAAGCACUGGCAAGAAGUGAAUCCUGAUGAAGCCAAAAAAAAGCAGCAAGGCAAGAGCUGGUGGCUGAUGUCAUCCAUUCCAGCAGGCAUCUUCAUUACAUCGUCAUUUGCCACUCUUUUACUGGCAAAAGCCUGUGCAAAACUUCCGAACUGAGAUGACACUGUGUUAUAGGAAAUUUCUUCAACUUGUUGACUAGCGCAAGUACUUUGCAUUUGUGGAACCGGGAUUAUGUAUUUUUUACAUAGGUUACAUGACUUCCAUUCCCGGUGGUGAUGUGCAAAAAUUUGUCUCAUGUCUAGGAAAAGUAGUUGUUUUAGGUUAACUGAUGCUGUUUUAGGUUAAAUGAUGCUUGCAUUUUUUGUCUCAUUUUUUUUUUAAUUUGCUGUGCUGCCUUUUUUUAUUGCAUGUAGAAUGAGAUUUGGCGUGUUUUGUGAGCGAGUAGUCUCAAAAGCUUUUCUAAUGGGCAUGCUUUAUUUCAAUCUUCUUUCUGCCUUCCUCUGUCACAAUCUUGUUUUGUUUGCUUGUGUGCGUACACCCCUCUUCCAUCAAACCAACAUUCUGUAGCUGUCUUGCGAAGCCUCAAGUGACCUUCUAAGCUGUGAUACGACAGUUACAUAUGGUAUUUACAGUGCUGCUCAUUUUUAAGCACAUUGUUUGUUUUUCUUUGAAUUCAAGUAAAGGUGUGCUUGGUAAAGUAGGGAAUAGGAGGACCAAGAUCUAAUAGGAGCAUGUGAUUUUUUUUUCCUUUCUGAUAAUCCACUUUCCACUUUGGCAUUAAGGCUUUGUUGAGCUGUUGUUGCUGUUUUGAGAUUGUUUGCCUACAGCCUUUCACGAAGCAUACCACAAAUAAACAUUAGUGUUUAAUUUGGGA
Messenger RNA from Rhipicephalus microplus (southern cattle tick), 2651 nucleotides. Its product is annotated as glycerol kinase 3. The record is from RefSeq and is a predicted model, not a curated record. Gene Ontology annotation, molecular function: glycerol kinase activity. Gene Ontology annotation, biological process: glycerol metabolic process; glycerol-3-phosphate biosynthetic process; phosphorylation. NCBI's taxonomy places the organism in Eukaryota, Metazoa, Arthropoda, Arachnida, Ixodida, Ixodidae. Gene Ontology annotation, cellular component: mitochondrion.